This is a messenger RNA of Trypanosoma conorhini, 654 nucleotides long. Its product is annotated as sialidase. Bases 1 to 654 code for a protein of 217 amino acids. The record is from RefSeq and is a predicted model, not a curated record. The transcript has a single exon. NCBI's taxonomy places the organism in Eukaryota, Euglenozoa, Kinetoplastea, Trypanosomatida, Trypanosomatidae.
AUGAAGAGAAACGGGCUUCGCCCCCUGCCGCGGGGUGCUGCAAAGGGACGGGGGCCCCUCCUCGCCGGCGGUGGGGUCGCGAGAGACGCCGUGGGCGGCAAUACGGCCGCGAGUGCCGGCUGGAGGAAGCCGGCGCCAACGCGGCCGCAGCCCCCCGGCAGAAGUCGAGGGAAUCCCCGCGGGGGCGUGCCCCGGCGGCGCGGGCGUUGCCGUUGUCGCUUCCGGUGGGGGUCUUUUGCGCCCCCUGCAGGCUGCGGGCGGGAGGGGGCGGGUUUUCACGAAGGCCGCGUGCCCGGAGGCGGGCGGCGGCGCGCGGAGGGCCGGAGCGCCCUUGGCCGCUCAGGGCCCGCGCCCCCCGAGCGGGAAGGGAAGCCCGCUGCGGGCAAUCGAAUUGGCGGGAACCGCCGCGUGGCACGCAGGGGGCCUGGGCGGAGGCCUCCGUCGCACCCUUCGGCAUGCGGGGGGCCUCGCCAAAGUCUGCCCGGCCAGGCGGUGGGGGCGGCUUUCUCGCGGCGAAGAUGGCCGGGGCAAAGAUGGCCGCGCGACCCGCUGCGCCUUUGGGUGGCGGAAUGCCGGCGUUUUUCCCCUGGCGAUGCCGGCCACCUCGCCGUGGUGCCAGGGUCCGUACUCUCGGUUAUACCGAGGGGAAGCUAA